AUGGCGAGACUGAGCCGCCCUUUGCUGGCGCUCUUCCUGGUGGGGCUUCUGGGCUUGGGGGUCGUGGUGCACGCGGACGAUGUGGGCGCCGCUGCAAACGGCGCGGCUGACCUCGGCGACAUCAAGCUGGAGGGCGGCGACGCCCAGGCUGAGGAUCCCAGCUUCGUGGACGCCGAGAAUGGGGCCAAGAGGAACCUCUUCCAGUACGGGCCCCCGAGCUACUCGCCCCCGUCUUACUCCCCCCCCAGUUACUCUCCCCCGAGCUAUUCUCCCCCCAGUUAUUCUCCCCCGAGCUACUCCCCCCCUUCCUACUCCCCGGGGUACAGCCCCCCCUACUUCUACAGCCCCUCGGUCUGCCCGCCCGGGUCCUACCUCGUCCCGGCACCGCCAGGCUAUAGCCCACCUUCUUACCCCCCAGGCUACAGCCCCCCUUCUUACUCCCCAGGCUAUAGCCCCCCCUCUUACUCCCCGUCUUACUCUCCCCCGUCCUAUUCUCCCCCGUCUUACUCCCCCCCUUCUUACUCUCCCUCUUCUUACUCACCCCCCUCUUACUCGCCCCCCUCUUACUCGCCCCCCUCUUACUCUCCCCCUUCUUACUCCCCUUCUUACUCUCCUCCGUCCUCUGAGAUCAUCGUCUUCAUCUGCUACUUCCCCCCUCCGUCCUACUCCCCCCCCUCCUACUCGCCUCCGUCCUAUUCUCCCCCGAGCUACUCUCCCCCCAGUUACUCUCCCCCGAGCUACUCGCCCCCCAGUUACAGCCCGCCGAGUUAUUCUCCUCCGAAGACCGGGUACUGA
Klebsormidium nitens is the source of this 795-nucleotide messenger RNA. Lineage: Eukaryota; Viridiplantae; Streptophyta; Klebsormidiophyceae; Klebsormidiales; Klebsormidiaceae. The record is from the annotation of a GenBank genome assembly.